UUGAAAAUUUUCUAACCAAAAACCAAUAAAUGGUGGGGUCUCUUUCCCCUACAUCGUCAUUUUUCCUAGAGAAGCCUGUCGUGUUUGCUAUUGUACACGGUCGGCCAUGCAAUGCGCAUGUAAAAUGUAAUCGUAACCUAUCGAAUACGUAUAUACGAUACCACGUGAUCGAUCCGGUACUUCUUUAACCUUUAAUAUUUGUAAAUUUGUGAAAAUGACUCAAAACAAGACCAAAGAAAAGAAAGAAGUAUAUUUUAAACAAUAAGAAUAUAUCAUUGUAGAAAAGCUUUUGUCACAUGUUGUAAUAAAAGAUUUAAUUUAAAAUGUUCAAAAAAGUAGUUGUAGGAAUAUCUGGUGGAGUUGAUAGUGCUGUAACAGCACUUCUUUUAAAAAAUAAAGGGUUUGAUGUCACUGGAGUGUUCAUGAAGAAUUGGGAUGUAGUUGAUGAAACAGGAGUAUGUAGUGUUGAAAAAGAUUAUGAAGAUGCACAAUGGGUAUGCACUAAACUAAAUAUUCCUCUUGUUCAAGCCAAUUUUGUGAAACACUAUUGGAAUAAUGUCUUUAGCAAUGCAAUAGAACUGUAUCAAAACGGAUGCACACCAAAUCCUGAUAUAUUAUGUAAUAAAUACAUUAAAUUUAAAUAUUUUUACAACUUUGCUCGUGACAAUCUUAAAGCAGAUGCUAUUGCAACUGGCCAUUAUGCAAAAACUUCUUUUGGUCCUUAUCUUGAACAUUUUAAACCACUUGAAAAUGUAAAGUUACUUAAAGCACAAGACGAGGAAAAAGAUCAGACAUUUUUUUUGAGUCAGAUUCCUGAAACAGCAUUAAAAUUUUGUAUGUUUCCGCUUGGUGAAUAUUUGAAAAGUCGUGUUAAACAAAUUGCUCAAGAAGCUGAUUUGAACUUCAUUGCUCAGAAGAAGGAAAGCAUGGGCAUAUGUUUUAUAGGCAAACGAGAAUUUCAACAUUUUAUAUCUCAGUACAUACCUGAUAAACCAGGAAACUUUGUAGACUUGGACAGUGGUCAGGUGGUAGGUGAGCAUAAAGGUUUUCACCACUGGACUGUAGGUCAAAAGAUCCGACUUGGAGGUUUAGACAGUUCGUACUUUAUAUAUCAGAAAGAUACCACAACGAAUGAUAUAAUUGUUGUACCAGGAACAAAUCACCCAGCAUUAUAUUCAGAUUUCAUAAGAACAGAAGCUCCUCAUUGGAUAUCAGGCAAACCACCGGAAUUAAUGUCACCAGCUAGGAUAAUGCAUUGUGAUUUUCGUUUUCAACAUAGAGAGCCUGUGAUACCUUGUACAGUUCACAUGACUCUUCAUGAUCAGUUAAUAAUCCAACUUAGUCAACCUUUAAGAGCUAUUACAAAUGGACAGUUUGCUGUUUUAUACAAAGGGGAGGAAUGUUUAGGUAGUGCUGUCAUUUCAUUUAGUGGCCCAUCAUAUUUUGCACUAAACAAAGAAGUGCCAAUGGAAUAUUGGCAUAAGUACAAUGAAAACAUGAAAGCACAGGUAGCCAUAUAAUAUUUGGAAUUUGUUGAAAAGUUUAUAAACAAAGAAUAAAACACCUUUUACUAAAAAAAACAA
Messenger RNA from Megachile rotundata (alfalfa leafcutting bee), 1583 nucleotides. Its product is annotated as mitochondrial tRNA-specific 2-thiouridylase 1. Gene Ontology annotation, cellular component: mitochondrion. The record is from RefSeq and is a predicted model, not a curated record. Gene Ontology annotation, biological process: tRNA wobble position uridine thiolation. Lineage: Eukaryota; Metazoa; Arthropoda; Insecta; Hymenoptera; Megachilidae. Gene Ontology annotation, molecular function: sulfurtransferase activity.